Molecule: messenger RNA, 2798 nt
Organism: Ciona intestinalis (vase tunicate)
Lineage: Eukaryota; Metazoa; Chordata; Ascidiacea; Phlebobranchia; Cionidae
Source: RefSeq, a predicted model, not a curated record
UGGUUUAAAUAGCAAAUUAUUUAUCUAUGAUGGAACAAUGGGAAGACAUAGCCUCGAUAUUAGAAGGUUUGAUUGAUUGGCUAAAAGUUAAAAAUGAAGACACGAAUAAAAUUAUGAUGCAGUGUGUGGCUGAUGCUGAGGCCCUUACACAGUUUCGAUCGCAACAUGAAAUAUUGGAUGGUGAGCUUGAAGCUAAAUGUGCGGUGAUUGACAGGAGCUUGAAAGCCGUUGAUGCCAUUGUUAUUCAGCAUCAAGAACAAGCAGAAUACCCUGAUAAGUAUGUGAGGCCAAUGCAACUGGCAAGGAUCUCUACCCUUGCCUCUGAGCUAAGGGAAGUUUGGAAAGUAACGCAGAAGAAAAGUGUUCAGUUGAAACUACAUAUUAAUAAACUGUUGCCCGCUGUCGAAGAGUUAAACUUACUUUUGCGCAAGUGUUAUAUAAUGUUGCAGAACAUUGAGAGGACAAAAGAAGACUGGGUUGGAGUGGGAGAACUCCCUAUUGAGGCUUUGCAAGUUCAUAUUAAGAAUAUGAAGCUGUUUCAGAAGAAUUACAUGGACCCCAUAGCAGUGAACAUGGAGAAGCUGAAGUCUGCCAUCUUGUAUUUCCAUGAAAUGAAGAUGCAGUUUACUCCGGACACAAAGAAGAAGAUGGAUGAGGUAGAGAUGAGAUGGAAGGUGAUGCAGGUUUACUGCAGCGAGAGGACAAAACAACUCCUCGACGCAGCAAGAGAUUUUGGGCCGAAUUCUCAAUUGUUUUUAACUUCUUCUGUGGAAGGGGCGUGGGAAAGAGCCGUUGCAGAGAAUAAAGUUCCGUAUUACAUCAACCAUAAAAGCAAAAGUACAAGUUGGGAUCAUCCAAAGAUGGCCGAACUCAUGGAGUCAAUGUUGGAUUUAAAUGACGUUCGUUUCACCGCGUACAGAACCUCCAUGAAAUUGCAACGACUCCAAAAAGCUCUUUGUCUUGACCUUUUGAACUUAGAUACAGCAGUUGACGCAUUCACACAGCAUAAGUUGAAUAUAAGUAUUGAUAAUCCUCAUGUGAAAGAUGACGUGAAUGUGCUGGACAUGAUAACUUGUCUCACAACAAUAUAUGAUGCAUUGGAGCGUGAACACAAGACCCUUGUUAAUGUACCUCUAUGUGUCGACAUGUGUUUAAACUGGUUACUUAACGUGUACGACACAAAACGCAGCAGCACCAUAAGUACAAGAUCAUUCAUUACAGGAAUAACGUCAAUGUGUAACUCCCCCAUUGAAGAGAAAUACAAAUAUGUGUUUCAACAGAUAGGCAUGCCGGCUGGAUUUACAGACAGAGUUAAACUUGGUGACUUGAUCAAAGAUUUUAUGUUGAUACCAAAACAACUUGGUGAAUCAGAAGCAUUUGGUGGAUGCAACCCACAUGCUAGUGUGUGUAGCUGCUUUCAGUUAGUUGGAAGAAGACCUGAGAUUGAUGCAGCUCAGUUUAUCGACUGGAUGAAGUUGGAGCCGCAGUCGUUGGUGUGGUUGCCGGUAUUACAUCGACUUAUAUCAGCCGAGAAUGUGAGUCAUCCCGCUCGUUGUUCAGUUUGCAGGGAGUGCCCGAUUGUUGGUUUCCGUUACCGCAGUUUACGACAUUUUAAACACGAUAUUUGCCAAAGUUGUUUCUUCUCUGGGAGGGUGGCAAAGAAUAAUAAGUUCUGUUACCCAAUAGUUGAAUAUUGUACGCCAACUACGUCGACUGAAAACAUCAGAGAUUUUACGAAGAUCCUAAAAAAUAAACUCCGAAAUAAAUCAAGAUCUGCCAAACGGAUCGGGUAUUUACCGGUGAAGACUGAUGACAAAGAGGACCCUAAUGAUGAUGGCACCAAUGAUGUCAUAGAUGGUGGGAUUGAUGAUCAAACAAAUGGAGGAGCAAAUGAGACACACGAGAAGAUCGAAGAGUACGCGAGGAUUCUCGCAGACCUGGAUGAUGAGACAGGAGUUCAACCUCCUCUCGAUGAAGAGCAGGAAUGCAUACUCGAGUAUUGUGGAGCUCUUACUGAGGAUAAAAGUCCCACCAUCUUCACUCACCAGGAAGAUAUCUUCAGCUCUAAAGCAUCCAGGUCAGAUCUACCUUCCCCACCGAGGAUCAAGGAAGUAAAUGUCGCGAUCCAUGAUUCAAAACCUUACUCGGUUGCCAAACAACAUAAUGAUGCAGGAAACCAACCCCAUGUGUCGUCCAGGUUGAGCAAUGGCCCGGAUUUAAUGAUCGAAGCAAAGAUCUUGCAACAUCACUCCUCGAGGAUCGAUACACAGAUGAAGAUGUUGGAGAAUCACAACGAGAGCAUCAAGAAUCAACUCCAGGAGCUCAAGAUGUUGAUGAACGACUCAGAAACAUCAAGCGAACACUCGAUGUCUCACAUAUUCGAGAGCCCGUCUGUUCACAUAAAUACAUUGCUCAAUAGCGCCACCACCUGGAACUAAGGCGGGUGGAAAAGUCGAAAACAAACGAAUCAUUGAUUAUUACACAGUUUCGCCACACAAACUUAAAUUAUUAUAAAUACUUUGUCUUUGUUUUAACCACGUUGCAUGCUUAAUUUGUAAAUAUUAAAUUUUAGCACUUUUUAAUGAAUGGUACUUACAUACUGUAAAUACACCUUGCAUGUUUUUAUUGCCAACUUUUUACUUUUUUUCAUUUUUACAACAAUCGAUCACUUUUGAAUUGCCAAUCCAUGUUAAGUUACGGUGCGACUUUCUCUUCUAACACAAAAACUUUCACCUCAAACCUGAUCAUUGUAACAUAUGCUUUGUUUUGCACGAUCAAUAAAAUUGCCACUUUUCAUA